AUGGGGCACGCCAUCUCUGUUCAUUCCAAGGUUAAACAAGCCAGAAUCCUCUUACUUGGCUUGGAUGCAGCUGGUAAAUCUACUGUGCUGUACAAAUUCAAAUUCAAAGAGCCUUUUUGUACAAUUCCAACAGUCGGCUUCAACGUGGAGAUGAUUCAGACAGAGAAGCGCCUGCAAUUAACCAUAUGGGAUGUUGGAGGACAAGAGAAAUUGCGAUCACUCUGGUGCUACUACUUUGAAAACACAGAUGGACUGGUGUACGUGGUGGACAGUACUAACAAAGAAACUCUAGAUGAGUCAAAAAAGGAAUUUCAGCGUAUACUGCAGAAUGAACUAAUAAAGAAUGUGCCUGUUGUCGUCCUGGCUAACAAGCAAGAUAUUCCCGGGGCUCUCAAUGCAGACGAGAUCACACGGAAAUUUAACAUGAACAAGUAUUGCUCGGACCGGGACUGGUAUGUCCAGCCAUGCUGUGCCAUCUCAGGGCAAGGUCUGGCAGAAGGAUUCAGUAAAGUGUCUGAAUUUGUCAAGAACUCAAAAGAAGAAGCUCUCAACUUUUCAAAGCAGAGUGUAAGACUUAAAACAUCACGGAAAGUAUAA
Messenger RNA from Nanorana parkeri, 597 nucleotides. It is a transcript of the gene ARL14, whose product is annotated as ADP ribosylation factor like GTPase 14. The record is from RefSeq and is a predicted model, not a curated record. The transcript has a single exon. The coding region runs from base 1 to 597 and encodes 198 amino acids. Gene Ontology annotation, biological process: vesicle-mediated transport; intracellular protein transport. NCBI's taxonomy places the organism in Eukaryota, Metazoa, Chordata, Amphibia, Anura, Dicroglossidae. Gene Ontology annotation, cellular component: cytoplasm. Gene Ontology annotation, molecular function: GTPase activity; GTP binding.